Messenger RNA from Artibeus jamaicensis (Jamaican fruit-eating bat), 4873 nucleotides. RefSeq names its product thyroid hormone receptor alpha (gene THRA). NCBI's taxonomy places the organism in Eukaryota, Metazoa, Chordata, Mammalia, Chiroptera, Phyllostomidae. Gene Ontology annotation, biological process: retinoic acid receptor signaling pathway; negative regulation of transcription by RNA polymerase II; thyroid hormone receptor signaling pathway. The transcript has 9 exons. The record is from RefSeq and is a predicted model, not a curated record. Gene Ontology annotation, molecular function: zinc ion binding; RNA polymerase II cis-regulatory region sequence-specific DNA binding; nuclear receptor activity. Bases 479 to 1711 code for a protein of 410 amino acids.
AGCGGCCGCCGCCUCUGCCGGAGGAGCCGCGGGGCCGCCACACUCGCCCCCCGCCCCCCCGCGCUCACUCGCACUCACACCCGGGCGCAGGAGGCGGGCGGCCCGGGCCCCACCGGCCCCCCAUGGACGCCCCCCGCACGGGGCGCUGAGACCCCGCGUAGCUGCCCAGCCCGGUCCAGCGCACCACGCCGAGGGACCUCUGGACGGGACAAGACUCUGAAGCUGUUCCUCCAGCCCAGGACUCCCGCAGCGUUCCCCCCAGCGCUACCACCUGCCACUCUCUGGCCUGUCUCACCGCCCACCCCCCUGGGGCGCAGGGCAUGGUGUGAAAGGCCAAGUGCUGAGGCAGGCACCAUGGGUGCUGUGCCCUAGGCCUGGGUGGCGGGGGGUGGGCGGCCUGUGGGUGUGCCGGGGGGGCCAGUGUGCCCACCCCAGUCUCUUGGCGUGCUGGAGGGCAUCCUGGAUGGAAUUGAAGUGAAUGGAACAGAAGCCAAGCAAGGUGGAGUGUGGGUCAGACCCAGAGGAGAACAGUGCCAGGUCACCAGAUGGAAAGCGAAAAAGAAAGAACGGCCAAUGUUCCCUGAAAACCAGUAUGUCAGGGUAUAUCCCUAGUUACCUGGACAAAGACGAGCAGUGUGUCGUGUGUGGGGACAAGGCAACCGGUUAUCACUACCGCUGCAUCACUUGUGAGGGCUGCAAGGGCUUCUUUCGCCGCACAAUUCAGAAGAACCUGCAUCCCACCUACUCCUGCAAAUAUGACAGCUGCUGUGUCAUCGAUAAGAUCACCCGCAACCAGUGCCAGUUGUGCCGCUUUAAGAAGUGCAUCUCCGUGGGCAUGGCCAUGGACUUGGUUCUAGAUGACUCAAAGCGGGUGGCCAAGCGCAAGCUGAUUGAGCAGAACCGGGAGCGGCGGAGGAAGGAGGAGAUGAUUCGUUCACUGCAGCAGCGACCAGAGCCCACUCCCGAAGAGUGGGAUCUGAUCCAUGUCGCCACGGAGGCCCAUCGCAGCACAAAUGCCCAGGGCAGCCAUUGGAAGCAGAGGCGGAAAUUCCUGCCGGAUGACAUUGGCCAGUCACCAAUCGUCUCCAUGCCGGACGGAGACAAGGUGGACCUAGAGGCCUUCAGCGAGUUUACCAAGAUCAUCACCCCGGCCAUCACUCGUGUGGUGGACUUUGCCAAAAAACUGCCCAUGUUCUCCGAGCUGCCUUGUGAAGACCAGAUCAUCCUCCUGAAGGGGUGCUGCAUGGAGAUCAUGUCCCUGCGGGCUGCCGUCCGCUAUGACCCUGAGAGCGACACCCUGACGCUGAGCGGGGAGAUGGCCGUCAAGCGGGAGCAGCUCAAGAAUGGCGGCCUGGGCGUAGUCUCCGACGCCAUCUUUGAAUUGGGCAAGUCACUCUCUGCCUUUAACCUGGAUGACACAGAAGUGGCUCUACUGCAGGCUGUGCUGCUAAUGUCAACAGACCGCUCGGGCCUGCUGUGUGUGGACAAGAUCGAGAAGAGUCAGGAGGCGUACCUGCUGGCGUUUGAGCACUACGUCAACCACCGCAAACACAACAUUCCGCACUUCUGGCCCAAGCUGCUGAUGAAGGUGACUGACCUCCGCAUGAUCGGGGCCUGCCACGCCAGCCGCUUCCUCCACAUGAAAGUCGAGUGCCCCACCGAACUCUUCCCCCCACUCUUCCUCGAGGUCUUUGAGGAUCAGGAAGUCUAAAGCCUCAGGCGGCCAGAGGGUGUGCGGAGCUGGUGGGGAGGAGCCUGGAGAGAAGGGGCAGAGCUGGGGGCUGAGGGAGACCCCCACACCUCUUCUCUCCUUCCUCUCAUCCUCGGAUAGAUUCAGCUCCCACACACGCCCGCACUAUCCCGUCCCUCCUCAGAACCUCCAGCCCUGGGGCAGGGCAAACAAAUGAACUUGCUAUGAAAAGGACAGUGUGGGAGGCUGGGAGGGACCGUGUCCUGCAGUUCCCAGGACCCCGUCCUCUAAGAAGGUAGGGGAAAGGAGGGAGAACUCAGAGGGGACAAGCCAUCCCGACUGUAGGGGACAGGAGCAUGGGGUGGGGGGAAAUGCCCUCACCUCACCCCUACACACACGAGAGCGUCCCCUGUCUAGUUCCUUGGCCUAGAUUCCCCCUUCAGGCUACGGGCUAAGGGCCUCUCUGCUUCCCCAGAUGCCUGGGUGCAAAGAAGGGCGUGGCUUGGCUCCUACCGGAGGUUAAAAAUUAUAGUCAUUCUAACUGCACUUUGAAAACCAGGCAAGGGGAGAAGAUAAAUGAAGAAAAACUAGACAGAGAGAAAAAGAAAAAAGAGAGAGCGAGCGAUUGAUAGAGAGAGAGAGAUAAUAUUAAGUUAUUAACUGAGGCUGGCCAGAGGGGAGGACCCCCCUACCACCCCCAUGCACUUUGAGAGCUGCCCCCCCACCCCCAAUCAGAGAGAACUGCCCCCCCCACCUCUGUACAAGGUCCCUAAGGGUAGGGCUGCCGAUCAGAGCUGUGAGUUAACACAACAGGGUCCUGGCCACCCCCCCUUGCCUUGCCCCUCCCUCUGUGCCCCUUUGGCACCCCCACCCAGUGCUCCCUCUGCUCUCUGCCACUCGUGCCCGCUGAGUUCCAUCUACCUCUCACGCUGGAUGCCAGCUGGCCCCUCACCAGCCUGCCCUGCUGCCUGCACAGCUCCCCUUUCAAGUGCCCAGCCCCAGGGGCCUCUCCCUGUCCCCACACCACCCCCCACUCCUUCCACACCUUGGCACCCACACAGGAAAAACUGUGGCUCAAGCUCCCGCCCUCCUCACAUCCUGCAGUAUUAGCUACAACCCAGAUGCUGCUGCACCAGGGGCGGGGGGCGGGGGUGCUGGAGCUCCUCCCGGAGCCUCCCCGCUCCUAGGACUCUGUCUCCCACAUGUCUUCUGGGCUCUCUAACCCCUGCCCUCCUCCUCUCCUACGCCCACUUCAACGCACUAACCCAGACUCUGGGCGGGCGGGCAGGCACCGAGGAAUGGGGCGCUUAGACUCAUAGCACUUAGUUGGGGCUCUGGGGCAGGGGGCGGUUGGUGCUCCUUCUUUUGUUUCUUUGAAGCUCUUUAGGCUAGCCGCCCCUCUGGCCCCGGGACCCCUUUCCCCUCUUCUUUUCUCUAAUUCAGGGACUUUGGCUUGAGCCACCUCCCACCUUCCUGGUGAGGAAUGGUCUGUUGGUCUGCAUUUGGGUGGCUGCCUUCCUCCUCCUCCCUUUGGCUCUCGCCCACUCUGCAUGGGAGAGGGGGACAGAAGAGGUGGCUCUCCCAUGGGUGGGGGAAGGGGAGGGUGGGGAGGGACAGAGCAGACCAGAGGGCCCUGGGCUCAGGGCUGUAUGUCGGCAGGGAUGGAUGGGUGGACAUAGAUGCCCCCGGAAGCCAUGGGGAAUGGGGCGGGGGGAGGGGUGCCAGGGCUUCCUGCGCUUUGCACUAUUGGGGCAAACAUGUCUUAAGCAGUGGGGAAACCUGCCAUCCCACCCGGACCCUCAGCCUGCCACGUCCCCCGACACACACGCAGGCCACGCUGUGCUGCCCGUCAGGGCCCAUCCUUUCCCUGCCGUGCAGGUGUUCCCACGGAGGGGAGGGCCUGGAAGAGCACCCACUGUCACCUGUGCGUGUGCCCGCCCCACCCCCUUGGGCAGGUGGCCGCACACGCUGUCUUUGUCUCUCCCUCUCUCUCUCUCUCUCCUGGGGCUCUGAUUCCUGUAUUCCUCCUGUCCUACGGGCAAGCCCUCUUGGACCCUCUUGCUACCCCUGGGGGCCCAGUGGAAUUCCUGACCUGUCUUUUGUCUCCUCCAUCCUUCCAGCCCCACCUCUACCCCUCAACCCCCAUUCUCAGCCAUGAACAUGGUGGAGAAAAGGCCUUGAAGAGGCUUGGCCUCUUACAGGCACUUGGAAUCCCCAUACCCCUCCCCAAUCAUAUGAGCUGUGAUUCCCUACUCCUCCCCCGACCUCCCCCUCACUCGCAGUGAUGUGGGGUGUAUGUGUGCAUUUCUCUGCGUGAAUGUGUGAGCGAGUACACGUGGUGGGGGAGGAGCUGGGGGGGACUCAGGAAUGCCAUGAACCUGCUCUAGAGAGGCAGCUGUCCCAGUCCCUGCUUUGGAAGUCAGGGACAGGGCCCUCUCCUGGGGGCCAUUGGUGCUAAUGAGGGGGAUGCCCUUGACGUGGGUGCUUAGCAUGUCUCCCCCAGUAUUGGCCCGGGGCACUAGGGCAGGCAGGGUGGGGCAGCAGGUGCAGUAUUGGUGGGAGGAGGGGCUGCUGAGAAUAGGACGAGGGGUCCAGGCCAGGACAAGGGGGUGCCAGAGCCAUGACCACUACCCCGCCCCCACCACCCACCUCUCCAUCUCAGUAUUCCCCGUCCUAUCACUCAUAACACACAUACCUCAUCCAGCCUCCUCCCUGCUUAGACUUGGGGAGGGUGGGGGUGGAGGAGCCCCUACCCCUUCUCCUAGUUGCGGGUCUACAGGGCUGGGAGAGGGCAGGGCAUGUGACACAGACACCGUCCAUGAGGGGGACAGUAAUUCCUGCCCUGGGAACUCCUGGGUGGGGGAGGGGGACACUUCCCUGGAGGCGCUACUGAAUGUAUGAGAAGCUGGUGCUGGGGUGGGGGGAGGGGGGUUGUGGCCAGAAACAGGGAAGGAGGUAGGUCCCUUCCCCGGGGGCGGGGCCGGCAGGAGUGACUUGGGGGGCUCCUACUCCCGCCCCACGUUGACAAUCAGUAUGUCUGUUAUGUGCGAUUUUUCAUCCCGUUGUGUUUUGGGUCAGGAUUUUAAAGAAAGAUAUUUUUAUGGUAAUUGUUGCUCGUCUAUUUUACUAUAUAUUUAUGUAAUAAAUAUAUGAUGAAAAUAACCCCCUUGGCCACCCCCCUUA